GCUCUCGUCCUACGUCCAGAGAUCAGUGCUGCCCAUGGUGGCAUAGGUUUUCGUUCGGGAAUUAAGAAACGUACCUACUGUAGCCGGUCAAUAGGGUGUCGAGAGCAAAGGUUUGCUUAAUGAUAUGUCAGGGACAAGCGACCCAUCGUGCUGAUGUCACUGAAUUUUUAGGUCAGCCUACUUCAGUAUCAUUAUCUCUUUGUACAAAGGGAUCAGGUCAACCCUCGCAUACACGUAUCACAAGGAGUCGAUCACGGUUCACAAGAUAAAAAAAUCUGCAGUUUCAUUCCAAUAGCCACAACACUAUAGCGGACGGCUUGUGACGGACAUCGUUAGUACUAGUCUACUGCAUGUUCUUCCUGACUAAUCGAUAUGGCUGGCUACAGCGAACUUUUGAGCUUUAUGGACAUCCCGGUGUUUCGGUUGUAUGCGACUUACGCGGCCGCCGUCACCCUAAAGAUGAUGUUUCUGUCGGCUUGGACUGCGAGGUUCAGACUCUCUCGAAAGGUAUUCAUGAACCUUGAGGACGCAGAGGGUAAGAAGGAGAGAGUCAGAGAGGACGAAGAUAUUGAACGAAUUCGAAGGUGUCACCGUAACGACUUGGAGAACAUCGUUCCAUUUCUGGUCCUGGGUCUGCUGUACGUUCUGACCGGACCCAGCGUGUACGCAGCCGCCUGGCACUUCCGCGCGUUCGUGGCGUCUCGUUUCGCCCACACCGUGGUCUACCUGAUGCACGUGCCUCAGCCGACUCGCUUCCUCGCCUGCCUGGUAGGGUACGGCGUCAACGUGUCGUUUGCGGUGCAGGUGAUCAUGAACGGCCAACUGUAGGUUUUGGGAUUCGACAAAACACGAGGCGGAAUCCAACAACAGGAGGUCGGCUUGGGGAUUAGAUAUCAAGGAGGGGGAAAGGUUUGUUAAUAGAUGUCAAGUAAUUUCCUACUUUUGGAGGCCAUGAUGCACUCCCGUUUGCGCCAUCUAAAGUCUUUGAGAUCAGCCAACAAUCUGCGGAGAACUUGUGCUGUCAUCAGUGAACAUUUUAAAGCUAGUCUGUUAGUUACAGACGACACUAGAAUGACCGUCGAUCUGCGACCAUCAGAAAUCGCGAACUGGAACUGAACUUUAAAGCACUAAAUAAUCAUACAUAGUCGAGAGUGAAUCCAACUCGACAAACCUAAUCAAUAUUUAAACAAUAUUUACUGCAUGUCAUGACCAGCAGGGGCGGCGGAACGCUUUUCAAACUGGGGGGAAACACCAAAAAGGGGCACUUGCUCAGAAAACGGGCACCGUCGGUGUGAAAGUGACGAAAAAAGAAUAUGGUCCCGUUCAUUUUGCUAUAUAAACUUAUAUGACGAGGAACAAAAUAAUUAUGAAUAUGUUGUCCAUCUUUCUCUUUGUGUUUCUUUUACUUAGCUGUAGACAGACAGUUUUUUGUUCGCGCGAGAGGCAACCUCGUUCCCCAUGGGUACGAUCUUGCUGCGCCAUGUUGUUUCCCAUCAUGCCUUGAGCGAUCUUAACGAGCACGCGCCCAUGGAGUCGAGGCCGCGAGAGAGGCACUAUUAACCUAUCGAUAUCGCCGUUUGCAAGUAGCCACACCCCUUAGACAACCCUAUGGAGUUUGUGUACACUAAGUAUUGUUCGUCUCAAAUUUUGCGCGUUCCGCGUCCAUUUGUUUAUCAUAUAAUUGGACAAUAUCUAUGGACAAUAUUUCACAAGCUGCGUUUACGCGAUUCAUAACGCGAAUCUACCGCGAUAGGUCCAUUGCUUGCCAGUUCAACGACCGUUUUGUUCGCGUGAAGAGCACUAUUAUUUUUGGGGGCCAGUUUUCCAUCUUGAGAAGGGGCACAAUAAUUUUAAUGUUGCGAGCGGGGAACUAAUUGUGCUUUCGAGGGGCAGUUUUCCGUCUCGAGAAGGUGCACACUCUUGUUAAUGCGGGAGGAAACUUGUUUUUGGUGGGCGGUUUUGCAUUUACAGAGAGGAGACAAUUUUAUUUGUAGCGAUCACAUGUUUUCAUGAUGCGUGUGCGUUUGGGGGCAGUUUUGUUUUCAUCUCGAGGGGCACAUUUAUAACCGCGAGAGGGGAACGUUUGUUGUGUUGGGAACCCCCGCCCCCGGUUUCGCCGCCCCUGGACAUGACUUUAGUGCAACAUUAUAUUGAUGAUCACCACCUUCUGCAAUAUUGGUUUUCUGUCACUGUGUUUUGGUAGUUUGUUAACAACCUUCUGUUAUUAAAGGGCUACUUCUCGUUUUCCAUCAAAGUAAACACUACUGACAUUUACUUCCCAAUCGGACUUCUAUGCGUCAUUUUACUGGUGUCGAUGUCGUUUCCUUUCUCUUGUGACAACUUUGUGAUCAUAGUUAGUUACCGCUGCCUUGUCAUCUUUUGAUAUUAACUUGAAGAUCAGUCGAUGACAAACAGGAUUUUUGUGCUUACUUAUGAAGUAUACAAUAUACAAUAAUAGCGUGAUUUUCUUUAAUUCAAUGUUAUUAAAACAUUUUUAAGAAUAUGUAAUCUGAAUAUGUGAAACUUGUUAAGAAAACUGUCCAUAGCUACUUUGCAUAAAUAAAGGAAAACCAGAGAAAACAUUGCAAGGAAGAAAACUAGAACAGAAAAAUGAAAACCAACCAAAUGUUGAUUCAUAACGACUCACUUUUUUGUAUGAAAAUUUCAAUCUAUUUUUGUUAUUUUCAAUCUGGUAGGUCUUAAAUAUUGCCAGAUUAUCCUUUUAGCCUAUUCAGAACUUUAAAUUCAAAGUGUUUUUUUUUUAAUUCACUACCAGCGGCGUAGCCAGGGUUCUCAUCAUAGGGCAGCGAGUGGCUGUCCACCACUGAUUAUUCACCGUUCUACGAACCGAUGAAUGCCUAUUGAGUACAAUGAAACGUGGACGUGUAAUCUGUGCUGCUCAGCUCAAUAGCUUCUAAUGGCAUUCCAUAGACAGCCAUAUAAAUUGCUUCUUUUAAUAAAAAGUUCAUAACUCCUGGUAGCAUGGCUCAAUUUCAGUAAUUCUUGUUUGUUAGACAAGUGGAAGAAGAUGCUCUUUUCAGGUAUACCGUAUAUUCUUCAGAAAGUAAAAUCAUAAACUUUGCACUGAGCUAUGGAGCUAUUAUUUCACUUCCACCUUGUUUAUAGUUUAUAUUUGGAAGAAAUUAAAUCACUUUGUGCUUAUUUUGUUUGCAAUUUUCUAAUAAUAAUACUGACAGUUCUAUCAAAA
This is a messenger RNA of Patiria miniata (bat star), 3208 nucleotides long. RefSeq names its product microsomal glutathione S-transferase 1-like. The record is from RefSeq and is a predicted model, not a curated record. NCBI's taxonomy places the organism in Eukaryota, Metazoa, Echinodermata, Asteroidea, Valvatida, Asterinidae. The transcript has 3 exons. Gene Ontology annotation, cellular component: membrane. Bases 373 to 828 code for a protein of 151 amino acids.